Molecule: messenger RNA, 5298 nt
Organism: Thecamonas trahens ATCC 50062
Lineage: Eukaryota; Apusomonadida; Apusomonadidae
Exons: 3
Coding region: 1-5298 (1765 amino acids)
Biological process (GO): cyclic nucleotide biosynthetic process; intracellular signal transduction
Molecular function (GO): nucleic acid binding
Source: RefSeq, a predicted model, not a curated record
AUGUUUGACCACUUGGCCAUGUUGGUUUUGUGUGCUCUGGCACUCAGCCUGGUCGCGUUCUCGCAUUUGGCGCUCGCGUGCGACUACACGGUCUCGCCGACGACCAACUCGCUCUCAUCGCUUCGGUCUCAUCUGUCAUCGGUGGGAGUGACGCUCAAGACCUUCUCCCAUACCGUUUGCUUUGCAGGCGGCAACUAUGGCCAGAGCGGAACUUGUUCGGUCCCAUCGCUUGUCGUCUCGUCGCUCUCGCCGCACAUCAAGUUCACCGCGUCGAACCCGGCGGAGCCGCCGAUCUUCACUUGCGCCAGCCCGUCCGGGACGCGUCCUACUUCGGCUGGGCCGCUCUUUGACCUCCGCACCGGCCGCGCGAACCAGCGGUUCACACUCGAACACAUGGUGUUUGUCAAUGCCUCGUUCGAGUCAUACGUCUUCGAACUCGAUGCUCGCGAUGAGAACGCAGAGCUUGUGCUGGCCGACGUAUCGACUGCAGCCUUUGGAGCUGCAUCCCUCGUCCACGCUCACGCCCCGACAAGCUCGGGGGACGGCAUGACCGUUGCCCUCAAUCGCGUCACCAUUGCUGAUUGGGUUCACAACAUGACGACAACCUCAUCCAUUGUGGCGGUCUCGGCGGCAUCAAGCUUCACAGCCACUACCACCGCCAUCACCGACCUCGCCAUCACGCACGCAACCACUGGCGUCUCGCUCAUCUCAGUCGAGUCAGCCGGCCCGUCCGCGACCUGCUCGCUCGCCGUCUUGCGCGCGAGUAUCGCAGAUGCCAUCGGCGGAGCCGUCGGAGGCGCCGUCCGCGUUGUCGGGUGUGAUGCGAGCUUUGACGAGCUGGUCACAACCCGCGUGUAUGCGUCGGCCAGCGGCGGGUGCUUAGCAUCGCUGGCACCUGGCGGUGGAUCGCGGACGCUCACGCUUGCCAACACGCACCUGCUUGACUGUCAUGCCCCGGGCUUCGGUGGUGGCGUUUACUCAGAGGCCGCGUCCACCAGCCUCGAUGCCACGAUUGUGGCCAACUGCAGCGCCAGCUUUGGUGGCGGCGUGGCGGUCGGUCCUGGUGUGGAUCUCUCGGGCACCGAUUCCUGCGUUGAGGGCAACUCGGCAGAGAUUGGUGGCGGGCUCUUUCUCCCGGCGUCGAGCUCGAUCUCGCUCGACAGCUGGCGGGUGGCAGCCAACACAGCGGUCAAUGGCUCGGCGAUAUACGCCGCCGGCGCAAGCCCGGCCUCGAGCUUGAUCGACACGCUUGUCACGGGCAACCAAGUAACGUAUACGUCGUCGGCCGCCAUCCACCUUGUGGAUCACGUGCUCAGCUUUACCAACUCCUCCGUCUGCCUCAACAAUGGGCCGGGCUGCGAAAUCAACGUCGUGUGCGACGGCAGCAGCGGCGCGCCCGGCCUUGGCUACGGAUGCGGACUCGGUGGUGGUUGCAGCCAUGGCGAGCAUGUAUGCUCACUCUCGGUUCUCGCCGACACGUGCACAGGCCCGUGUCAUGACGGAUGGUUCGGUGCAUCGUGCAACGAGCGCCCGCUUUGCGCCAACUUGGCGGCCGACAACGGGACGUGCAGCUCCCCGGCGAUGGGGUGUGAGGCAUGCGUCUCUGGCGCCGCACGGACCGACGAUGGUGACGGCUGCUGGCACUGUCCACCUUUCCGGUACUUUGUGGCCGAAAAUGUGCCUUGUGGUGUGUGCUCUGGAUCGUGCGCGUCGUGUACGGGAACGAGCACCAACUGCACGUCAUGCGCGCCGCCGUUGAUGCUUGUGUCUGAUGGCGGCAACUCGACCAGCUGGAGCUGCGCGCUGCCGCCUCCGCCUCCGCCGUCACCGCCACCGCCGUCUCCCUCGCCGCCGCCGCCUUUCCCGCCGCCGCCAUCACCACCGCCGUCACCGCCGCCUUCACCGUCGCCUCCGUCACCUCCGCCGCCUCCGCUUCCGCCUUCGCCGCCUCCGCCGCCGUGCGCGCCGCCGGCUGCCCUCGACGACUGCGGUGUGUGCUCGGGCUCGGGAUCCGGUCGGUUCCCCAACACCGACAAGGACGUGUGCGGCGUGUGCUUUGGCGGCGGCAGCGAUGUCGAUGCAUGCGGUGUGUGCUUUGGCUCCAAUGCGUGCGUCGAUGGCUGCGGAGUGCCGUGGGGUGACAACUCGACGUGCGCAGGCUGCGAUGGCAUUCCGUACUCGGGCAUAAUCGUGGACGUGUGCGGCGAGUGCGGCGGCGAUUCGAGUUCGUGCCUUGGCUGUGAUGGAGUGCCGAUCCCAGCCGGCGGAGCGCACUUUGAUGCCUGCGGCGUGUGUGGCGGCCCGGCUACCGGUGUCUGCUUGCAGUCAUGCGACAACUCAUCGGCGACGAUGGUCUCCUUUGAUUGCAACGGUGCAUGCAAUGGAACGGCUUUCAUCGACGACUGUGGCGUAUGCGUGGGCGGGACAACAGGGCGGACGCCCAAUGGCCAUCGCGACAGCUGCGGCUCGUGCUUUACCCGAUGCGAGGGGUGCGCCAAUGCCACCCAGUCUGUCGAUUCAUGUGGUCUGUGUGGUGGCGACGGUCUCUCGUGCCGCGGAUGCGAUGGCGCCGGCUCGGUUGUUGAUGCCUGUGCGAUCAUCGACGACUGUGGGAUGUGCACCGGCGGAACCACCGGAAAGGUUCCCAACAUCUUUCUCGACUCGUGCGGGGUGUGCUUUGGCGGCAAUGUCGCUCGCGAUGGCUGCGGCAUCUGCUUUGGCGGCGACGCCGAUCGAGACGACUGUGGCGUCUGCUUUGGCGACAACGCUGCCAAGGAUGCGUGCGGCGUCUGCUUUGGCGGUAACGCGCUGCAGGACGCAUGCGGGGUUUGCUACGGCAAUCGGACUCGCUGCGCCGGCUGCGACGGCGUUCCGAACUCGGGCUUGACGUUUGAUGACUGCGGUGUGUGCGGCGGAGAUGGUGUGUCGUGCAUUGUGCCCCAAGGCGCAGACAUGAUGGCAACGUUGACAGGGACCACAUCGGUGACGGUUUUCUCCUUGGUCUGCGCCGCUGGCCUCAUUUUCCUCUUCGUUGGCCUCUCAUGCCGGCGGCGGCGGCUACAACGCAACUACCUCCGCGACCGCGCAGCGCGCGAAGAUGCGCAUGCGCCAAAGGGCGAAAUCGCGAUACUCAUCUCGGACGUCAUGUCAUCAACAGCGCUGUGGGAGGCGUACCCCAUCGAGAUGGUCGACGCUAUCGACGCGCACAACGCCGUGUUCCGCGCCAAGAUUGCCGACCAUGGCGGAUACGUGGUGCGGACCGAAGGCGACUCGUUUGUGGUUGCCUUUCAAGCUCCGGUCGAUGCGGUAUGCGCGGCGGCGGCGAUCCAGCAUGCACUACUGGAGAUUUCUUGGCCGCGGGCCAUUCUUGGGAGCGAUAUUGUAGCAUCGGAUCCGGAUGAUGCCCCCGAUACGGUUUGGCGCGGACUGCGCGUGCGGAUGGGCGUGGCGGUGUGCUCGCCAACGCGCGAGUUUGAGCGGCGAACGCUGAGGUUUACGUACUCGGGCAAUGCCAUGACGUACGCACAGACGAUUGGCGACUGUGGAUCAGGUGGCCAAGUGGUGCUUGACAAGCUGGCGGCGGCGAGCGUGGCAUCGGACAUUGUGGUCCGGCUCGGUGUCUUUGCCACGCCGCUUGCGCAUCGAUACGAACUGUAUGAGCUGCGCGAGGGCGUGCUGGCGCUCCGCGAUCAUCCGCCGGAACUGCGCGGCCUCGUGCGCAUCGACUCGGGUCGACUGCGGUCGGUGCGAACCGAGGCUCUAGAUCUGGUCGAGAGCUGGACAGACGGCGCUACGCGGAAGGAGCUGGAAUCAGAUCCCAAGCUGACGCUGUACUCGCUGGCGGCCUCGCUCUCCCGCUUUGACGGUCACCGGCCCAAGCCCGAGGUGAUGGCCCCGGGUGCAGCUGCGGUCGCCACGCUCUCAACGUCGUCGUCGGAGCUGUCAAGCUGCAAUGGGGGCGAGGUAGAGAGUUUCAAGUUCCGGAUCCAGCCGAGUGCGGCCAUCAAGUCGUCACGCCGGGCGACCAUCGCCAAUGGAUCGGAAUCGGUGGCGGCGGCGAGCUCGAUGUCGCAGGCUAAGCACAGCGAGUCACUCUCGUCGCUUCGGGGUACUGGCGGGCGCCGAAAUGGAGGGCGGAGGCGGCGGCGGCGCAAGAGCCGCAAGGUGGUGCCGUCCAGCACGCUCUCGACAUCAAGUCAGACAGCAUCGUUCACAGAGACCACCAACAACAGCGUGGUUCUGCCGACCAUCUCGGAGAACUCGAGCGAUGUCGGGACGGAUGCCACGGCGCAAGUGUUGUCGAACAUGGGUUCGUCACUUGCAUCGUUCUCGGUCUUUGGCUCGCUAGCCGAGCUUGACGACGUACUGCCGGCUAUCGAUCCGCGCGACGCAUCGAUGCCGGCGCGGACAAACCUCCCUCCCGUCGACUUGGACCUUGUCGUUGCCGCAGAGGACUUUGCGCGAUCGGCGUCGAUGGCGCCGAUGGCGUAUGGCGGCAGAAAGAAGAGCAGCGAUCUCUCGCUCAACGUUCCAACAAUGUCGAAUGUUAAGCGGCGGAGGCGCAAGACCCAUGCUGGCAGCUCGCGCUCUCAACGAGUCUCGCGGAACCGGAUCGAGAUGGGCACGCCUGCCCAGGUCGGCAUGUCGAGGCAGAGCAAGCCGCUCGCGCGCGUCGUCCACAAGAUGCGCAAGCGGGCUAGGGACGGGGAAGGCGGGGCUUUUGCCGAGUUUGAGGAGAACAUCGAAGCAGUCAAAGUGGUUGAGGUGGACGAAGACGCGGUGGCCUUGGAGCAGAGGCAGAAGCGCCAGCGGAAGCUGAACGGCCGGGGCGAGACAGCUCGCAGGGUUGCAGGCGGGACGGGCGAAGCGACCCGAUGGGAGGAGACGGGCGGGAUGGGCAUGCUGGGAUCUGAUCGGGGGAGGGUGGCGGAGUGGCUGGAGGGAUUGGAUAGCAAUUAUGCGGCAUACCUUGAUGAUGAUGGCUUUGUGGGCGAGGUCGAGGCGUGGCUGUGGCGGGCGCGGCGCGAGGAUGUGCGGGUGGGGCUCGGAAUGGAGCGGAGAGUGGACGGCGUUGCGCAUCGGCGGCGGGUGGUGGUGUAUGAUUUGGAAACGACAGGGCUUGGCGCCGGGGCGAACGUGGUGGAGAUUGGGGCGGUUGAGCUACUGGAUGGGGCAGUGAGCGGGGCGUACUUUCAUGCGCUCUGCCGGCCGCCGUCGAGAAUCUCGCACGGCGCAGCAUGCAUCCAUGGCAUCACCGAUGAGAUGGUGGCAGAAGCCAAGCCAAUGGAGCUGUUUUAG